This is a messenger RNA of Haemonchus placei, 1341 nucleotides long. Lineage: Eukaryota; Metazoa; Nematoda; Chromadorea; Rhabditida; Trichostrongylidae. The record is from the annotation of a GenBank genome assembly.
AUGAAGAUUUACGGGAAGCUGAAAUACGAGAUCAAAAUGAGGGGCGUGGAAACUGAAGGAUAUGCCUAUGUGACGCCGUAUAACUCGCUCAUUGGCCUCGAAUGGAAAAGAGCGAGCAAAGAGAUGAGGUAUCACUUGGAGAUGAUGACAGCGGAAGUAAAAGUGGCAUCCGCUGCCGGAGUAGAAGAAGAAUUGAGAAAGACUUAUCCGGAACUCUUCGAAGAAGGGUUAGGACGCUGCAAUAAAGAAGAAGUUGAUUUGCAAAUACACCAGAACGUGCGCCCAGUGUUCUGUAACAGUCGUCCGGUACCCAGUGCUGCACUAGAAGCUGUGAACGCCGAACUAGACAGGCUUAUGCAGUUGGAUGUUAUUGCACCAGCUAGCCAUAGUGAGGCCGCAACCAUUGCCUGUGUCAGGAAGCAGAACGGAAAGUUGAGAAUAUGUGCUGAUUUCUCAACUGGGCUGAACAGAGCCUUGCAGUCUUUCGAUUAUCCCUUACCAGAGCAUAUCUUCGCGUCCCUGAAUGGAGGGACGAUUUUCUCGCAAAUCGAUUUAUCGGACGCGUACCUUCAGUUAGAGCUUUCCGAGGAGUCGAAGAAGAAAGUCGUCAUAAAUACGCACAAGGGACUGUUCAGGUACAACCGGCUGUCUUUCGGAGUCAAAACUGCACCAAGAAUUUUCCAACAAGUAAUGAACAAAAUGGUAACCGGAUUGCAAGGUGUACUUACCUAUCGGGACGAUAUCCUGGUGAGCGACAGAAACGAACAAGAUCAUAGGGAAAGUCUGCUCGCAGUAUUCGGAAGAAUUGCUGACUAUGGAUUCAAGGUACGUCUGGACAAGUGCACAUUCUCCAGACUAGAAAUACGUUAUCUCGGUUUCAUUCUUGACGAGAACUGGAGAAAACCCAAUCCACAGAGGAUCGAAGCUAUCAAGAAGAUGGACGAACCGAAGAAUAUUGCGCAACUAAUAUCUUUUCUGGGAUUGAUUACGUACUAUAUAUUUGUGCCAUCUAUGAUGAAUCUCCAUGGACCGUUUCUCAAAAAGGACGUGAAGUGGAGAUGGAGCUCCAAAGAACAUGAAGCAUUUGAAAAAUCGAAGGAGGCAUUGUCAAGCGACGCCAAUCUUGCUCACUACGACCCUCAGCAGAAGAUUGUUGUGGCAGCUGACGCUUGUGAAUAUGGUAUUGGAUGCGUUAUCUCGCAUACAUACGGAGACGGUUCGGAGAAACCUAUUUCACAUGCUUCAAGGUCACUGUCAGCCGGGCUCUUGGACUUGUUUUUGCAGUCAAAAAGUUUUACAAGUACUUAUUUGGAGGAAAGUUUUUGCUUUUACAGAUCAUAA